GGGGGCUGAGCGCUGUGGGAGGGAGCGAGGGAGCGAGCGGGGCUUUUCUGCGCAGCUCGAGCGCGCCUCGGAGCCCACCCGGGCGGCCGCCGGACGCACGGAUCGAGGACAGACAGCGCCGGAAGCCGCGCCGCCGCCAGGUGCCUGAGUGACGUGGUCCCCCCAGGGAGCGGUGCGAACCGAGGACUGGCGUGCUGGUCACCAUGACAACAGAGACAGGCCCCGAUUCUGAGGUGAAGAAGGCUCAGGAAGAGGCCCCACAGCAGCCUGAGGCCGCCGCUGCCGCUGUGACCACCCCAGUGACCCCUGCAGGCCACGGCCACCCGGAGGCCAACUCCAAUGAAAAGCAUCUGCCCCAGCAGGACACUCGGCCUGCUGAACAGAGCCUAGACAUGGAGGAGAAGGACAACGGGGAGGCCGACGGCCUGUCAGAGAGGACCACGCCCAGCAAGGCCCAGAAGUCGCCCCAGAAGAUUGCCAAGAAGUACAAGAGUGCCCUCUGCCGAGUCACUCUGCUCGACGCCUCUGAGUAUGAGUGUGAGGUGGAGAAACACGGCCGGGGCCAGGUGCUGUUCGACCUGGUCUGUGAGCACCUCAACCUGCUGGAGAAAGACUACUUUGGCCUGACCUUCUGUGACGCCGACAGCCAGAAGAACUGGCUGGACCCGUCCAAGGAAAUCAAGAAGCAGAUCCGGAGCAGCCCCUGGAAUUUUGCCUUCACAGUCAAGUUCUACCCCCCUGACCCUGCCCAGCUGACAGAAGACAUCACAAGAUACUACCUGUGCCUGCAGCUGCGGGCGGACAUCAUCACGGGCCGGCUGCCCUGCUCCUUCGUCACGCAUGCCCUGCUGGGCUCCUACGCCGUGCAGGCCGAGCUGGGCGACUACGACGCCGAGGAGCAUGUGGGCAACUACGUCAGCGAGCUCCGCUUCGCCCCGAACCAGACCCGAGAGCUGGAGGAGAGGAUCAUGGAGCUGCACAAGACGUACAGGGGCAUGACCCCUGGAGAAGCAGAAAUCCACUUCCUAGAGAAUGCCAAGAAGCUUUCCAUGUACGGAGUAGACCUGCACCAUGCCAAGGACUCUGAGGGCAUUGACAUUAUGUUAGGCGUCUGCGCCAAUGGCCUGCUCAUCUACCGGGACCGCCUGAGAAUCAACCGCUUCGCCUGGCCCAAGAUCCUCAAGAUCUCCUACAAGAGGAGUAACUUCUACAUCAAGAUCCGGCCUGGGGAGUAUGAGCAGUUCGAGAGCACCAUUGGCUUUAAGCUCCCAAACCACCGGUCGGCCAAGAGGCUGUGGAAGGUCUGCAUUGAGCACCACACGUUCUUCCGGCUGGUGUCCCCCGAGCCCCCACCCAAGGGCUUCCUGGUGAUGGGCUCCAAGUUCCGGUAUAGUGGGAGGACCCAGGCGCAGACCCGCCAGGCCAGCGCUCUCAUUGACCGGCCCGCACCCUUCUUCGAGCGUUCCUCCAGCAAACGGUACACCAUGUCCCGCAGCCUUGAUGGAGCAGAGUUCUCCCGCCCAGCCUCGGUCAGUGAGAACCACGACGCAGGACCUGAUGGUGACAAGCGGGAGGAAGAUGGCGAGUCUGGGGGGCGGCGGUCAGAGGCUGAGGAGGGAGAGGUCAGGACCCCCACCAAGAUCAAGGAGCUAAAGCCGGAGCAGGAAACCACGCCGAGACACAAGCAGGAGUUCUUAGACAAGCCGGAGGACGUCUUGCUGAAGCACCAGGCCAGCAUCAACGAGCUCAAGAGGACCCUGAAGGAACCCAACAGCAAACUGAUCCACCGGGAUCGAGACUGGGAGCGGGAACGCAGGCUGCCCUCCUCGCCCGCCUCCCCCUCCCCCAAGGGCACCCCUGAGAAAGCCAGUGAGUCCCAGAGGACCCAGGACACCUCUCAGCAGGAUUUGGCACCUGAGCCUGGGACGGCCACAGGCUUGGAAGUGUUCACUCAGAAAAGCCUCGCAGCGUCUCCUGAGAGAGCAGGGCUGAGGGAGGGCUCGGAGGAGAAGGUCAAACCGCCUCGCCCCAGGGCCCCAGAGAGUGACACGGGAGACGAGGACCAGGACCAGGAGAGGGACGCAGUGUUCCUGAAGGACAACCACCUGGCCAUUGAGCGGAAGUGCUCCAGCAUCACGGUCAGCUCCACGUCCAGCCUGGAGGCUGAGGUCGACUUCACGGUCAUCGGCGACUACCACGGCAGCGCCUUCGAAGACUUCUCCCGCAGUCUGCCCGAGCUCGACCGAGACAAGAGUGACUCAGAAACGGAGGGCCUGGUGUUCUCCCGGGAUCUCAGCAAGAGGGGCCCCAGCCAGGACGACGACUCCGGGGGCAUGGAGGACAGCCCCGACCGAGGGGCCUGCUCCACCCCGGACAUGCCCCAGUUUGAGCCUGUGAAAGCGGAAACUGUGACUGUCAGCAGCCUAGCCAUCAGGAAGAAGAUUGAGCCAGAGGCUGUGCUGCAAACCAGAGUCACUGCUGGGGACACCCAGGUUGAUGGGACUGCCCCAGGGGGGAAGGAGUUCCUAACAACUACCCCCUCCAUCACCACGGAGACCAUAUCGACCACCAUGGAGAACAGUCUCAAGUCCGGGAAGGGGGCAGCUGCCAUGAUCCCAGGCCCACAGACGGUGGCCACGGAAAUCCGUUCUCUUUCUCCGAUCAUCGGGAAAGAUGUCCUCACCAGCACCUACGGCGCCACUGCGGAAACCCUCUCCACCUCCACCACCACCCAUGUUACCAAAACUGUGAAAGGAGGGUUUUCCGAGACGAGGAUUGAGAAGCGAAUCAUUAUCACUGGGGACGAAGAUGUUGAUCAAGACCAGGCCCUGGCUUUGGCCAUCAAGGAGGCCAAACUUCAGCAUCCUGACAUGCUGGUAACCAAAGCUGUCGUAUACAGAGAAACAGACCCAUCUCCGGAGGAGAGGGACAAGAAGCCACAGGAAUCCUGACCUCCGUGAAGAGAUGCUGGCAUUUCUGGUCCAACCCAAGCCAGAGAACCGUUAAGAAGGGGCCUUCGUUCUGGAUUCUCCAACUCAACACCGACGUCCCAGCUGCGACGUACUGUCACUGAUGAGAGACUGGGAAAGGAAAAGCAUAUAAAUAUAUAUAUAGAUAUAUAUAGAUAUAGAUAUAUAUACAGGAAACACUGCGUCCUUGCACUGCUUCUGGGGGCUGGCCAAGCCGUUGGCCAACUGCAGCAACCAACAUCGGAACAGCUACAUUUCCUUUGCAAACAAAUGGAAGAAUUGGUGGGAUUUUUCAGGGAAAAAAAUUAUAAUGCCAGUAGUCCCUCACUGUCCCCUUCGAAGCCCUGUGGAACAACACAGGCACGCUGGACCACGAUGACUGUGGAGGUGCAGUGCGACCUGCAUGUCACACCUAGUGGACGAAUGUUCCAUUUGUUCUGCAGCAUCUGUUGCCCACGCAAGUGCAAAGGAAAGACCCUUUUGCAGCAAAGCAAGAGAAAUCGCAGCAGCAAGACACACACCGUCAACCGUUUUCCGAGAGAGAAAGAAAAUUCCCCACAUGGAAAGGAGGAGGAGGAACACUGGGUCAUUCCUUCAUGGGUCUCGACACUGGGCUGCAAAAUCCACCUUCCUUUCUUCUGCCUCCCCUCCCCUUCACGAGUCUUGUCGUCAUUUUCUGUCUCGGCUCCCUCCUCCUUCUCUCCCAACCCUGUCCCCCUCACUGUCUGUGUCCUGGCCCCGCUGAGGGCCAUUGCAGAUGACUCUCAUUUGAAACGAGGAAAGAAAACAAGAAAAGAAAGCAGGAACAGAAAACCAAGCCACAGGAAGGGAAGUAGACAUUGUAUGUUUAUGGGUUCUCAUUAUGAAGGUGCAGCUUGUAGGAGAUUUGUAUGGAUGUGCUUUUAAGUUAUGUAUAUUACAUAUAACGGGAAACAAAUAUUAAAAUAAACAGUGCUGGUAAGUAUGAAGCUGACAUUUUAAAAUUAUAAUUAUCUGACUGUGAUUGAUGUAUCCCAAGGUUCCUAGAUCUCACUGAACCGGCCCGGCCGAGGAGACCUGGACUCUGGCUGCAGGAGAUGACGGUUCAGUGUAGUAAUACAGUGUGUGAUGUUUGUCAUUGGUUGAUUGGUGGGGAGGGGAGGGGUCCCCAAAUGGAGAGGCCGGGGUUUGGCGAGAAGGAAGCAACACAGGUGUAGUCCGAGAUGCCUUCUCCCCUGGGCAGUGGCGCAGGGCUUGGCCUGUGCCUGGCUGUGGGGUCCAGAGUUAGGAUUUUGCUGCAGACCCCCUGGCUCAGUCCCCCCACCUCCCUAGGGGGCUUGCCCCAGUUGCAGUCCUCUAUUUUUUUUUUUGCCACAUGUCUUGCCUUUCCCCAACCGAAUCGUGUCAACUAACUCCCAUCCUAAGGGGGGUGACGCCCCCUAGCCAUUGCAGAGGAUGGUGGCUUUAAUCUGGCUAGCUGAAACCCCCAGCUCAGCCUUUUCCCUUACCACUCCUGUAUUGUCUCGGAAUCAUUCUCUCCUUCCUGGGCCAACGCAGCCAUGGUAGAGACCGUGAACCCAGGGUAGGCCCUGAUAGGUCGAAAGUGCAUUCCUGAAGGCUUCGCCUGCCCCAGAACAAGCCGAGCAUGAAAGGUGGUGCUGCUCACAGUCCCCAUCUACGCUUAAGACCCUGGCUUUGGAGGCUCGCCUUCAGUCGGCAUCUGAGCGCUGAGCCUGUGCCCUCGAAGCCCCAGAAAUUGCCUCAAGACCACAGACAACCUUGGAGAAAUCCCAUCAGAAGCCUGGUCCCAAGGCCCUCCCUCCACAAGCAGCUUCCCUGAGCUCAGUGAGUCCCCUUCCGAGGGAGCGUGUCCACCCCUCUGCUGCACUUGAAUUUCUCAAUCCCAUCUCAUCUCCCCAGUCCAGCUCCUGAAACAGUCGAUAAAUUCAUUGAAUUUCUCAAUCCCAUCUCAUCUCCCCAGUCCAGCUCCUGAAACAGUCGAUAAGUUCAUUGGGCGACUAUGUAUGUUGAGUACCGACUCGUGCCAGGUACUAUUCAUGGACUGAAAGGGAGAGUGGGGGGAGGGGAAGACAUAGAGGCACUGGGGAAGCCCCCUGGGCCAGCCUUACAUUUCCAGCCGUGCCUGGCCCUUCGGAGAGCAUUUCCACAUUCUCUCCACUUGUUGAACAUUGCCCAGCGAGGCCAGGCUUGUUGAUCAGUUACCCCAAGGACACACAUGCUUAGCUCCUCAGUUGGUGUUGACUAAGGCAGAACAAGAAACGAGAAUAGUUUGCCCCCGUGGACAAAAAUGGGAUAGAGAGAGGGCAGAGGGCCCUGAACCUGGCAAUCAGAGGGCAGGGUCAGCCGCAUCCCCCCGGAGCAGGCCAGUGGCCCAUCCCAGCUCCCCGGGUGUGACAGCAUACUUUUCAUGCACCGGGUUCUCUUCACACUCCUGGUCAAAGAAGCGCGGGACCUCCUCUUUGUCCUUCUCAACCCGAGAACUCCCACUCUUUCUGGGCUAAGAGCUGGACUGGCUCCACCCUCUCUGGGCUACCCAGAAUUUGGCUCAGACACCCCAUCUCUGUGAGAACCAGGCAUUCUAAACAUACUUCAGAGGGAGAAUAUUUUUUCUGGGUCCACCACCUGCCCACAGACCCCGGGAGUGUGGCUUCAGGACAGGGAUGAGGCGACCAGGCUUAGCUCAUGGGCCAGCCAGGGUCUGUGGAAGUCUCUGUACCAUACAUGCUCUGACCUUCCUUCCACGGACAGGCAAGCGGUGCCACCAGGGAGGAGGGGAGUUGCAAAGCUAAAAUCUAGGGCACUGUUCCCUCCCCAUGCUCCUCUUCAUAGAGAAUAUAGACGUUUGUCUUGUCUGUCUUCAACCUACUUUUCCUUUUUUCUUUUUUAUGUUUCUCACCCUUUCUGUGCUGCCUGUCCACCCAAGAGACCAUGCGGCAUAGUGGAAAACGUCCUGGAGGGCAGCCCAGAGUGCGGGGUGGUCAUCUGCCCCAGCUCGGCACCUAACUCGCCAUGUGACAUCGAGCUAGGCCCGUGCCCUCUUUGGGGCCGCAGUUUCCCCACUUGUAAAAUCAUGAGGAUAAACCAGAUGCUCUCCAGGGUCUUUUUCCGCUCUCCCAUCCUACAGAUUUUUGUUCGAUUUUGUUUCUCGGGAUCUUUUCCAUCUGAGGGUACAGGAAGUGCCAGGACCUGUUUCAGUCUUUGAAUCCAGCAAGCACAUUCCAAGACCGGCCUGAAAUUGCAUGAGCAACAUCAUUCAAUUUUUUUUUCCCAAAGCACCUUACCAACCAAUGCAAUGCUGUCCUGUUCCUUUUUACGCACACCCCUCUCUCCUCUCUGGUCUCCACGCUUCCCCACCUCAGUGCUCCGUGCUGUAUGCGUGUGCUCUCUGUUCUUGUAUACUCAAUAAAAGUGAAAUAAAUGUGUUUGAUGCUGAACCACAAA
Molecule: messenger RNA, 6410 nt
Organism: Phyllostomus hastatus (greater spear-nosed bat)
Lineage: Eukaryota; Metazoa; Chordata; Mammalia; Chiroptera; Phyllostomidae
Gene: EPB41L1
Product: erythrocyte membrane protein band 4.1 like 1
Exons: 24
Coding region: 204-2951 (915 amino acids)
Biological process (GO): cortical actin cytoskeleton organization
Cellular component (GO): plasma membrane; cytoskeleton
Molecular function (GO): actin binding; structural molecule activity
Source: RefSeq, a predicted model, not a curated record